AUGAUUCCAGUGUGUCAGAAAAUGCUGCAAAAGCUCUUCCUAAAAUGGACAAGGUGUCGAGUACAUCCAGAAGAGUUUUGGCACACUAUGUUUAACACUGAAAUGCGAAACACUCUUUUGCAUAUUCUUUGGAGAGAUCUUGUCAAGAAAGCAUUUCUUCAUGGACCCGCAAUUGACGUUCCAGUACUCUGCCUUGAUGGUAAAAUUCCUCGGCGGUGUAAUUUGUUAGACUUCCAGCAACCAGGCCGGCCAUUGGUGAUAAACUUUGGGUCAUGUUCCUGACCAGAGUUCAUGGUGGACCUACAACAGUUUAAUAAAAUGGUCCGCCGCUAUCAGGGACAAGUCGACUUCCUUGUUUUAUACAUCGAAGAAGCACAUCCAGUGGACGGUUGGGCGUUUAAGGUAAAGCAAAUUGAAAAAGAAUUGAAAUAGUAAGAGCCCUUAAACAUUUGAACAGUGUUACUAUGGAUUCAAGAGCCGAAAACUGUUCAAAAAAAGUCUUCGUAGGAAACGUUUUUCAUUUUUCAAAAAUCUAACUAUUUCAUGUUUUCAAGCAAAUUCUGUGAGCUAGGUUUUAAGACUGGUGAGCGGGCUACAAUGAGAUGUGAAGUUUAGCCGGCUUACUAAUCCGAUAACAAAUGAAGAGGAGUAUGGUUGAUGAUUCCUCUUCAAUUCAGAGAACAAAAGAAAUUUACGUUCUGUUACGCUAGAGAGAGAACAAACUGGAUGUUACGCAAAGACCCUGCCUUACGACAAGUUUAACAACUUUCAGAAACAUAUUCUCAAACAUUUUUUUCAUGCCAUUCUGGUACUUUCAACAUUAGGACUUGUAUACCAUAAUUAGCUGAAAAUUCAGUUUUCCUAAGUUUAGAGGUAGGCUUUGAAAGACUUUGAAAUGUAGGCUAUAAGAAAGAGUAGUCAAAGAAAACCCAGAGUAGAUCAAUGUUAACUGUUUUACCCAUGAAAAUAUGCGCUUUCAGAGAUGAAAUUAACGACAUGUUUCCCAUUGUUUGUUUCACGAUUCUUCCAUUCAUCACAAUUGGAAAUACAGAAGAUGAAUACCCCUCUAAUUGCAUGCAUUAAUUACUUACACGAAAGCACGUUCUCUUGAAUUAAAAGAUCAUUAUCCUUAAAAAUGGCUGAAAUUUUUAACUUGACUCUAAAAUGAUUAAGGGGGCUGGGUAUACGGGACCUCAGAUCUCCUAAAGAGCUUAGAAGAAAAGUGCACAGAUUAAUUUGCGUCCAAUUAGGAUUAUCCCUUGGGAGGGAAACAAAGCAACUCGCAUUGAACCCAACGAUCUCACCAAUAAAUGAUAAACGUACUUGAUAUUGGUUAUUUGAUGCCCCUCCUUUUUCAACUGUGGCGAACAUAGAAUUUGUGUUUCUUACUCUAUUUUUUUGUAAUGUUAUUUUGACAGAACAACCCCAAGAUACUUCAACACCGAACUAUAGAAGAAAGGUGCGCGGCUGCUAAGCUUCUUCAGCCUUAUUGUCCUGACGAGGUUUCAAUAGUUGUUGAUACAAUGUGCGACGCUGCAAAUGCCGCUUAUGGUGCCAUACCGGAAAGACUUUACGUCAUCAAGGAUGAUGUUAUAUCAUACCAGGGAGGGGUAGGACCUUUUUCAUACGAUCUUGCAGAGGUGGAAACUUGUCUGACUCAGAUAUUUCAAGAACAAAAUUGA
This is a messenger RNA of Pocillopora meandrina, 1682 nucleotides long. Lineage: Eukaryota; Metazoa; Cnidaria; Anthozoa; Scleractinia; Pocilloporidae. The record is from the annotation of a GenBank genome assembly.